AUGGUCGAUAAGUCAACUUCUCCGCAUCUAGCGGCUGAUGCGAAACGGACUGCACCUGCAGGUACUAGUCGCGCUCAAAGCAAGUUCACGUCUUCACCUACAAGCAGCCGCUCAACACCUAGCGAUCCUGCUGUUUCCAUUGCCAAAGAACGCAACCCAGCCGAGAACGCCAGUGUCGGUCCCAACGCGGGCCACAACAGCAAAGAAGAUUCCUGCGAGACAGUCACUAAUUCGGACACUGUGGGCCCCACCCCCGUAUCAUCAAACGAUACUUCGCUCAACGCGCAAAAGGCUCGACAUGGACCUCCAUCCAAUGUUACUGCUACCGAUACUACAACCACUGAUACAACGGAAGCAGUCGACAUGAUCCAGCUAGAGAAGGAAAUUUCCAUCGCAUGCGGAGCACUCCAUAAUAACUACACGAAAGUCGUCAUCAAAGAGGAAGUGUUGAAGCUGCAUGUCAAACAGCCUCCAAAGAAAGAUCUUGGUACUAUACUUAGAUCUCGUAACGUCAUACGUAAUUGGGCUCAAGCUGCUCUUGACAGAGGAGAUAGGCAGACUCUGCUUCGACUACAUACCAACGUCCAUAAUCCCCGCGCACUCAUUUCUCCGGCCAAGGUUUCUACAACUACAAAAGAUGCAUCAUCAGCUGCUUCCUCCGCCGCCCCGGCAUCUGCUAGAGGCCCACAGGCACGCAAUGCCCGCACGGCGAAGCAGGAAGGUGAGGAUUCCCUUGCAUUACCGACGGUAUCACGCUUUCUUUCGAACGGCAAUACUCUAAAGCGUGCCGCCAGCCCAACCCCCCAAAGCCAUUCUCAUUCCAAGAAGAAGGUCAAGGAGUCCACAAACGGUGGUGCGCUUGUAGGAACUUUGAAGCCCCAGCUCGUACCUAAUGGCCUUGCGCGUGGUGGCCGCGCUCCAUACCCGCCGUCGCAGCCAGAGCUAGCCACCUUCUGCCCUCACAACAAGGACAAAAACCUCUGUAACAGGAAGACCUGCAAACAUUGGCACCAUGACCAGAUCAAGCAUGCCAAGACGCAAGGCUCUCAGGACUGGAAGUCCAAGAUCAAGUACGAAGUUCUCCGCAAGUUCGAGAAGAAGGAGAUUUCUGCCCAGUACGAAUAUGACAUCGUUUCCUGGCCGCCCAUUAAGCCUGUCUUCGGGAUGCCUUGUCCCCAUGAGGACAAGGGUCAGUCAUGCCUAGAGGGGAAUGACUGUAGGGCUACUCACGAGCGUCAAAUCUACUUCGCAACUACCCCAGGCGCCAACCACUGGAAAGAUGGUAAGGUUAUCGAGAAUGGAAAGCGUAGCCAUAGGGAGGGCAAGGGAGUCGAGGUCCGCCGCAAGAAGCGCGCCUAG
Cucurbitaria berberidis CBS 394.84 is the source of this 1359-nucleotide messenger RNA. RefSeq lists its product as uncharacterized. The record is from RefSeq and is a predicted model, not a curated record. NCBI's taxonomy places the organism in Eukaryota, Fungi, Ascomycota, Dothideomycetes, Pleosporales, Cucurbitariaceae. The transcript is spliced from 4 exons. The coding region runs from base 1 to 1359 and encodes 452 amino acids.